AUGCAGCGGCCCGAGGCCUGGCCACGUCCGCACCCGGGCGAGGGGGCCACGGCGGCCCAGGCUGAGGUCGUGGCGCCGCCCGCCGGAGCCGGGGAGCCCACGGGGCAGCGGUUACAGGAACCUUCCCUCUACACCAUCAAGGCUGUUUUCAUCCUAGACAAUGAUGGGCACCGGCUGCUGGCCAAGUAUUAUGAUGAUACGUUCCCCUCCAUGAAGGAGCAGGUGGUUUUCGAGAAAAAUGUUUUCAACAAGACCAGCCGUACUGACAGUGAAAUUGCAUUUCUUGGGGGCAUGACCAUCGUCUAUAAGAGCAGCAUUGACCUCUUCCUGUACGUGGUGGGCUCAUCUCAUGAGAACGAGCUGAUGCUCAUGGCCGUUCUAACCUGCCUCUUUGAGUCGCUGAGUCACAUCUUAAGGAGAAACGUGGAAAAGCGCUGGUUGCUGGAGAACAUGGAUGGAGCCUUCUUGGUGCUGGACGAGAUUGUAGAUGGCGGCGUGAUUCUGGAGAGCGAGCCCCAGCAAGUGAUCCAGAAAGUGAACUUCAGGAUGGACGACAGCGCCUUGACAGAGCAGAGUGUGGCGCAGGUUCUUCAGUCUGCCAAGGAACAAAUUAAGUGGUCGUUAUUGAAAUGAAGGCUGUGGACGGAAGGCCUGCUGCUCUUGGGACCAGAGACUCCCUACAACCCGCCCUUCCCCAGCCCCCCAGCCCUGAUUCGUGUCUCCUCUGGACUUCGGUUCCCAGUGGCGGCUGCCCGUGGGCCCUGGGA
Messenger RNA from Ochotona curzoniae (black-lipped pika), 767 nucleotides. RefSeq names its product COPI coat complex subunit zeta 2 (gene COPZ2). The transcript is spliced from 9 exons. Gene Ontology annotation, biological process: retrograde vesicle-mediated transport, Golgi to endoplasmic reticulum; intracellular protein transport; intra-Golgi vesicle-mediated transport. NCBI's taxonomy places the organism in Eukaryota, Metazoa, Chordata, Mammalia, Lagomorpha, Ochotonidae. Gene Ontology annotation, cellular component: COPI vesicle coat. The record is from RefSeq and is a predicted model, not a curated record. The coding region runs from base 1 to 633 and encodes 210 amino acids.